Messenger RNA from Linnemannia hyalina, 1605 nucleotides. The record is from the annotation of a GenBank genome assembly. NCBI's taxonomy places the organism in Eukaryota, Fungi, Mortierellomycota, Mortierellomycetes, Mortierellales, Mortierellaceae.
AUGGAUAAAAUCCCAGAGCACCGUUCCCAGAACUUCAAGGCCAAGAACGCAUUCAAGCCCGAGGAGCUUCGCCGCAACCGCAACGAGCUCAAUGUCGAGCUCCGCAAGCAGAAGCGUGAGGAGAACCUGUCCAAGCGUCGUAACCUCGCCAUCGCCGCAGAAUCUGAGGAGUCUGAGGACGAGGGUGUUGCUGCUGCCAACCACCAGUUCCACGAGCAGCUGCCCGCCAUGAUCCAAGGAGUAAUGUCCGACAACGUUGAUGAUCAACUUGGAGCUACCACCCGCUUCCGUAAGCUGUUGUCAAAGGAGCGCAACCCCCCUAUUGAUGAGGUUAUCCGUUGCGGAGUUGUCCCCAAGUUCGUCGAGUUCUUGCGCUCUCCUCACGCUGUUGUUCAGUUUGAGGCCGCCUGGGCAUUGACCAACAUCGCUUCCGGCACCUCUGCCCAGACCCAAUUUGUCAUCGAGGCCGGCGCAGUUCCCCUCUUUGUUGAGUUGUUGAGCAGCCCCGUCGCUGAUGUCAAGGAGCAGGCUGUUUGGGCUCUUGGAAACAUUGCAGGAGACAGCCCCCGUUGCCGUGAUAUUGUUCUUCGCGAGAACGCUUUGAUGCCUCUUCUUUCGCUCCUCCACGAAAACAAUAAGUUGUCGAUGCUCAGAAACGCCACCUGGACUCUUUCCAACUUCUGCCGUGGCAAGAACCCUCCCCCAGAGUGGGGCUUGAUUGCUCCCGCUUUGAGCGUUCUCGCUAAGUUGAUUCACUCCAGUGACGACGAGGUCUUGAUUGACGCCUGCUGGGCUAUGUCCUACCUUUCUGACGGUUCGAACGAGAAGAUCCAGGCUGUUAUCGAGUCUGGUGUCUGCCGCCGUCUUGUUGAGUUGUUGAUGCACCACAUGGCCUCCGUUCAGACCCCUGCGCUUCGCUCGGUCGGAAACAUUGUCACUGGAGACGAUAUCCAGACUCAGGUUAUUGUCAACUGCGGAGCUCUCCAGGCCUUGUUGGCCCUUCUCUCCAGCCCCAAGGACAACAUUCGCAAGGAGGCUUGCUGGACCAUCUCCAACAUCACCGCAGGAACCUGUGUUCAGAUCCAGAGCGUCAUUGACGCCAACAUUAUCCCUCCUCUGAUCAACAUCCUCCAGAACGCCGACUUCAAGACUAAGAAGGAAGCCUGCUGGGCCAUCUCCAACGCCACUUCUGGAGGAUUGAACAAGCCCGAUCAGAUUAAGUACCUUGUUUCUCAGGGAUGCAUCAAGCCCCUUUGCGAUAUCCUGAUCUGCAUGGAUAACAAGAUUAUCCAGGUUGCUUUGGAUGGUUUGGAGAACAUCUUGAAGGUCGGUGAACUCGAGAAGGAGCAGACCAAUGGCGUCAACCAGUUCGGAAUCUUUAUCGAGGACUGCGGCGGUAUGGAGAAGAUCCACAACUUGCAGGCUCACGACAACACCGACAUCUACAGAAAAGCAUACGCCAUCAUUGACAAGUACUUUGCCGAGGAGGACGAUGAAGAUACUGGACUGGCCCCUCAAGUCGAUGCCCAGACUGGAGCUUUCGCUUUCCAGGCUGGUGGUGCUCCCCAGGGAGGAUUCCAUUUUGAUCCCAACGCAAUGCAGUAA